AUGUCCAGCAGUUACGCCGGUGCCUCGGCAGCGGUAGGCAGUGCCCCUGCCGCCACGCGGGAAGUAGCGGACGACGUAGCAGCAUUCGACGGACAAGAGGCGAAGAGCAUCGAGGCUUCGGGCCGCCAGAAGAGAGUGUCGAGAGAGGUCUCCGACGCGCUCUACUCCUUCAAGCUACUCGAAGCGCUUCGCACAGGUGAUGCGGCAGCUCUGCAGCCCUUCCUCGGGACCCAUGCCAGCUCUCUAGCCUCCUCGGCCGUGGCGAAAGCGGGCUCGCAAGGGGCAUCGCUGGAAAACAACCUCCCCGGUACGGGUGAGAUUAGGGAGUUGACCAGUCCCUUGCAUUUGGCUGUAAGGUGUGCGGAGGAUUCAACAGUUGCGCUAAUCCUCUCACAUAAGGCGCUUGCAACGCCCUCGUCCCCGAGCAAUGCAGCCGCCACCGCCGCGUCGCCAGCAUUCGAUGUCAAUGCGCAAGAAGUCCAGCACGGCAAUACCGCUCUGCAUUUGGCGAGCAUGACCGGCCGUUCUGAGGCCGUCAGGAUGCUGCUUGAGCGCCCUGAAAUUGAUGAUACUCGGAGGAACAAGGAAGGCAAGGACCCGAUGGAAGUUGCUGCAGCACCCGAAAUCGCUACACUGUUCCAAGUUUCACGCGCAGAGCUCAAUGCAGCCUUCCUCAGCGCAGUCACAGCGUACGAGCGUGGACAUGUCGAUUCUGACGCGCGGAUUUAUGCAUUGCUCAGCAAGCCUCGCUAUCGAGCUAUCGAUCUCAACGCGCUCGCGCCAGAGACAGGCUCGACGCUGCUGCACGCGGCCGUCCAGCACAAGGAUGCCAAAAUGAUUGAGACGGCAGCACGCCGAGGCGCUGACGUUUUCUGCCGCGACAGAAAGGGCAAACGGAUCUUGGACACGACCAAAGAUGAGAAGAUCCGCGCGCUACUGCGACAGCUGACCAACGCAGACAACGGCCUGCUCGCUACCGCCAGUCAGACGGCUCUGGCGCCCCCUUCGUUCAAGGGUUACAUUGGCAAGUGGACCAAUCUGGCCGGACGAUACAAGCCGCGCUGGUUUGUCCUCGAGAACGGUACGCUGUCGUACUAUCAUGCGCAGGAAGAUGAGGACAAGCAGAUGCGCGGCUCGAUCAACCUGCGCUACGCCAAGAUUCGCGCCGACAGCAACGACAAUCAUCGAUUCGAGAUCAUCUCUGACAGCGGCUCCAAGAGCGCGAACAAGCUCUACCUGCGUGGUAGCCAUCCAGUGGAGAGGGCACGAUGGGUGCAGCUUCUCCAGCAGACGCAGGAAUUUUUCCAACUGGACAGGAGUCAGACAGCGAGUCGGAUUGAUGGGUCAGGCUACCUCUCCUCCGCCGGCACGUGCAACCAUUCAACCACGUCGCUCAUCCAGCCGCAGCCGGUGCUUGCGGGUGCAACGGUUGUCUUGCCGGGUGCCGUCGACACAGCGGGCUCCAACAACGCCCACGGCGGAGGCGUCUCGCGUGGCAAGGCUGCAUCGCUCAAUCUCAGCCGCGGCGUGACGCCGCCUCCUUUUAGGCCUGCUUCUGCGCUCAGCGAUCGGCCCUUCCCUCCCGUCGCCAGCGGCGGUCUCACCGCCCUCUCGACGUUGCCAGCUUCUAGCACACGGGAAGCAGGCAGCACAGCAACGGCUAUGUUCGAUACGCCUUCACUUAUGUCGAACAUCUCCAACUCACCCAAUGGAGAGCGUGAUGGCUCCGAAUUUUCUGUGCUCGGCGAUGACGACGGUGUCACGGAUGCAGACAGCGUCACUGCCGUCAACACGAAGAAGAAGCGCGGCAUGCCGCAUGAGAAGGACUUUGGACUGGUCAGCAGCUCUCUCACCACGCAGGCCGAACUCGGCGUUAGUCUGGCGGAAUCGUUUGGCGCUACCAGAGAAGGCGAUGCCCCUACGCAUGCUGCCUUGCAAGAUUGUCUAGGCUCCCUGCAAUCACUCCUGUUGCGCUUCCAAGGCAUGGUCACCGAUCGCGAGGCGUACAUGACCCGCCGGUACCAGCAGGAAAUCCAGGCGAAGCUGCUGUGGGAGGAGAACAUGAAGACGCUGGCACAUCAGCAUGCCGAUAUGGAGGCUGCGCUCAAAGAGGCAGGCGAAGAAAAUGCCAGGAAACGCAGGGUGCUCAGAGAGGUGCGGGGAAGCAUGAUCUCGAGCCCUGGGUCGUAUGGCAACUUGCGCAGCCCCUCAGCCGAAGCAGAGGGCACGAUCGGCCGCACCUCAACUCGGCGUCCCGUCGCAGACGAGCCCAGCUUUUCUCUACCCCCCCUAUCGCUCGCAGCGAGGCGCGACAUCAGAGGCGGUCCGAGUGCGAUCGCUGUCGAUUCGGCGCAGGAUAUGUUAGGCGGUGUGGUCGUUUCUUCGGCCGCGGGCAGCGAGAUCUUCCGCGACAGUAUGGACGACGCGGAUGACGAGUUUUUCGACGCGAUCGAGACCGGUAACCUGCCGAACUUACAUAUUGAGAAGGAGCUCAUAUCUCCUUACUCUGACCCAGAGAAAGUCGACAAGCGCCUCGUCAACGAACUGAGCGUUGAGCCAUACAAGAAACUGAGGAGUCAAUUGCCAAUCGGCAAGGAUGACAGACCCAGCGUGUCGCUCUGGGCAAUCCUCAAGAACAACAUUGGCAAAGACCUCACCAAGAUCAGCUUCCCGGUCAGCUUCAACGAGCCCACGUCAAUGCUCCAGCGUAUGGCGGAGGACAUGGAGUUCUCCGAGUGCCUCGAUGUUGCAUCGAGCUGCCAAGACUCGACCAAGCGAAUUGCCUAUGUCGGAGCCUUUGCUAUGAGCAACUAUAGCAGCACAAUCGGCCGUAUCGCCAAGCCUUUCAACCCGCUUCUUGGCGAGACGUUCGAGUACGUUUCCAUGGACAAAAAGUACCGCUACCUUUCCGAGCAGGUCAGUCACCACCCGCCCAUCUCGGCCUGCGUCGCUGAAAGCCCGGCGUGGCAGUACCUCGGUUGCGUUGAUGCCAAGUCCAAGUUCCUCGGCCGCACUUUUGAGAUCCGACCAACCGGUGUUGCACACGCCAAUCUCAAGAUUCCAAAAGAAUGGGCAGAGAACCACGAGAAGACGCCUCAGGAGGUAAAAAACAAUUCUGAGCUCGUUAUGGAGCAUUAUACGUGGAACAAGGUCACCACCAGUGUUUCUGGCUUCAUUGUCGGCUCGCCCACGAUCGAUCACUUUGGUGACAUGGAGAUCACCAAUCACAACACCGGCGAUCGCUGUGUGCUCACGUUCAAGCCGAGAGGGUGGCGCGGCAAGGAUGCGUUUGAAAUCCGCGGCGCCGUUUACGAUGCGUCGGGUACUCAGGUGUGGGACAUUGCCGGCAGGUGGAACAGCCAGCUUGUCGCCAGGAGGUGCGGCGCCGGCAACGGCGACCUCAACCCGGACGAGCAAGUCAAAGGGCCCGCACCUGUGCCGGGCGCAGGUGGCCCUGCCGCCGCAGCGGAGUAUCUACUCCUCUGGAAGAACAGCGAGAAGCCACCUCUGCCUUUCAACUUGCCGCCGUUCGCCGUCACGCUCAACGACUUGCCACAAGGACUGCACCCGUGGUUACCGCCGACGGACUGUCGUCUGCGUCCGGAUCUUCGAGCGUUUGAGAGCGGCAAGUUCGACCAAGCCAACGGACUCAAGCAGGGUCUCGAGGAGCUGCAGCGCGCAACGCGGCGCAAGCGCGAGGCAGGCGAGCUGCCGCCGCACGAACCGCGCUGGUUCAAGCGGACGACUGAUCCGGAUUCGAAGGAUACACUGUGGGCGCCGCUUACAGUUCCACACCCGAACAUCCCGGGCUACAUGCCCCCGGCAUAUUGGGAGGAGAGGGAGAAGGUUGGCAGUAUCAAGGUCGAGAAGGGCGGAGAGGUGGCAGAGUGGAAGGAUGUGUUCCACAUCUUUGGCGAGUUUGAAGUCUGA
Tilletiaria anomala UBC 951 is the source of this 3930-nucleotide messenger RNA. RefSeq lists its product as uncharacterized. Gene Ontology annotation, molecular function: sterol binding; protein binding. NCBI's taxonomy places the organism in Eukaryota, Fungi, Basidiomycota, Exobasidiomycetes, Georgefischeriales, Tilletiariaceae. The transcript is spliced from 4 exons. Gene Ontology annotation, biological process: piecemeal microautophagy of the nucleus; maintenance of cell polarity; endocytosis. The record is from RefSeq and is a predicted model, not a curated record. Gene Ontology annotation, cellular component: nuclear envelope; cytosol; intracellular membrane-bounded organelle. The coding region runs from base 1 to 3930 and encodes 1309 amino acids.